Messenger RNA from Magnolia sinica, 924 nucleotides. RefSeq lists its product as uncharacterized. The transcript has a single exon. Bases 90 to 464 code for a protein of 124 amino acids. NCBI's taxonomy places the organism in Eukaryota, Viridiplantae, Streptophyta, Magnoliopsida, Magnoliales, Magnoliaceae. The record is from RefSeq and is a predicted model, not a curated record.
AGUAUCAAACAUCCCCUCUUUCUUUUUUAACUGCCGCGAUUCAUUCAGAUCCUGAAAUUCCCGAAACUGCACAACAAAAAAGAGCAAAAAUGCUUUCUUUCCGGCGAAAUCUAUCUAGCCUCAUCCUAACCGUUCAUAUUCUUUCAAUUUGGAUCGUCGGAUUCGCGUCUCGAGAAAUCAGGCCUUCGGACCAUGGCCUGCCGUAUCAGAAGUCGCCCGAAGCGGAGUCCCCCGAGAUGGUGUCGUUUUUCAACGUGCCGUCGUCUGACGUGGCGAGGAAUCGGAGCAAUCCGCACGAGGCGUGGCCCAUGGAGUUUGGUCACGUGACUGAGAAGGAGGGAAGUCACGUGUGGGAGGUGGUGGUGCUUGCAGGGAUCUUGGUUCUCGGAGUUGUUGGGGUAGCUCUGCUCGUCGCUGCCGCAUUCAUCUAUCUAUCUCAGACACGGAGACCAGACAAAUGCUAAAAGCGAUGCGCGCGGGGAUAGGAUCUUCGCGGCGCAUGUGCUGACAUGGCAUACGUAUGUGAGAUCCAGACCGUUCAUUAAGUGAGGCCCACCGCUAAAGUUCCGAUCACAAAAGAUCUGGCCGUUCCACUCAUCAAAGAAUGCUACGCAUGCUGGCUCGCUUGAGAUGACGAUUUCGUGGAUCAUGCGCAAAUGUGGGAUCAUGCACACAUGUAUGUUGAAUAUGAUUAGUUGGUUGAUAUCUUUGAACCGUCCAUUUCUUUUUAACAGAAAAUUACGUUGGUUGGAUAAUCUCCACCGUCUAAUUUUGAUCAGUGAAUUUUAGACCAGAGACCCCUCUGACAUUUUUUCCAUAUAUUUCGUGUCAACAAUCGGACAACUCGGAUCGUCCGAUCAAUUUUAUUUUAUUGCUAUAUUUAUUCAUGAUAGGGCCGAUGAUUUGGACGGUCCAGAUUAGUCA